Messenger RNA from Phycodurus eques (leafy seadragon), 3958 nucleotides. It is a transcript of the gene cbx2, whose product is annotated as chromobox homolog 2 (Drosophila Pc class). The record is from RefSeq and is a predicted model, not a curated record. Gene Ontology annotation, cellular component: PRC1 complex; heterochromatin. Lineage: Eukaryota; Metazoa; Chordata; Actinopteri; Syngnathiformes; Syngnathidae. The transcript has 5 exons. Bases 1 to 1455 code for a protein of 484 amino acids. Gene Ontology annotation, biological process: negative regulation of transcription by RNA polymerase II.
AUGGAGGAGCUGAGCGCCGUCGGCGAGCAGGUUUUCGACGCCGAAUGCGUCCUCAACAAAAGACUCCGAAAGGGAAAGUUGGAGUUUCUGAUCAAGUGGAGAGGGUGGUCGUCCAAACACAACAGCUGGGAACCCCAAGAGAACAUUCUUGAUCCCAGACUUCUGGCAGCCUUCAACAAAAAGGAACAAGAGAAGGAGCUUCUGAUCCGGAAACGUGGGAAAAGGCCGAGAGGGCGACCGCGGAAAAUUCCCGAAAAUGUGCCAGAGACCACAAAGUCCAACAGCUCUUCCUCUGGAUCCUCAUCUACGUCCUCUGAUUCCUCAUCUUCAUGUUCCUCAUCUUCCUCGUCCUCCUCGGAAGACGACGACGUCGAGCAGCAGGCGAGCCCUAGAGUCCGAACGAGAGACCUCCACCCCCACCCUGUCCCCCAGAAGAAAGCGCAGAUUGUGGUGGCCAAGCAGGAACCCCCCAAAAAGCCCCCCAAAAAACGAGGACGCAAAUCUCUGAGCCAAGGCCUUCGGAAAACCCUCACGAAGGAUUCCGAGCUUCCCGGUUCCAUUAAGAAGCCGGUUCACCUGGCCAGCUUUGCCUUCAUGGGUUUUCAUCGCGGUUCGAGCAGGGAUGCGGCAGGUGGUCCCAACCGCAGUUCCGCCGCCCACGGAGGAACUUCCAGAAACUCCUUGAGCUCAGUGGGAUCGGGCAGAUCAAUCCCGCCUUCUCCCGUUAAACUGAUGAAAUUCAGCUCAGGCAGGAAUAUCGCUGAGGGGAAACUGUCCAUCUCCAGUCUGGAUUCGUGCAAAACAAGAGGGGUGGCGGCUUUGAACUUGAAUGCAUCCAAACACGUCCAAGGAUCCCCCCAGCGGACCACAAACUCCCCCAGUAUACAAAAGGCUCACGUGCUACAGAGAAUAACCAAUGCUAAAGCCAUGGCGGCCCAAGCAGCAAAGAACGUCGCGACUAAUCAACCUCUCAACCUUCACAACAAAGUAACUCAGGGCAACAAAUCGCCUGGUCCCAGCCCUGGUUCAGCUUUGAGAAAAGCAGCACCACCUGCGCUGAAAACUAACCAAAACCAGGAGUACAAACCCCCCCAGAGUCCCGCUCCCCCGGGAGGCACCCGAAUAUCUGCCCCAGUCAAAGACCUGACAGAGAUCCAGACCUACAGAGGGAAGCUGGACAAAAGCGAGGCCCAUAAAACCGAGAACCACCUGGAAAGAGCGGCCUCCAAAGACGGCAAGAUGAGCACGGGCGAGGACGAGAGUAGCUCUGACUCUGACCAGGACUCGUCAGAUGCCGGCCAGGAGCGCGUGGCGGUGGUCCAUAACCAAGACUGGAAGCCCACCCGCAGUCUGAUAGAACACGUGUUUGUCACGGACGUCACUGCCAACCUAGUCACCGUCACGGUAAAGGAGUCGCCCACCAGCGUGGGAUUCUUCAGCAUCCGCAACUACUGACUGGACCUCAAACACUUCACCUGACCAUCGCAUCGGGAUACUUCAUGAUUGUAAUUUAUUUGCUUACCUUAUUUGAUGCCACGAUACUUUUAAGUGCGUUUUAAUCCGAAUCCAUGGGAGUCCGAUCAAACAUCUAAGGACCAAGGGUAUAGAAAGCCCACCAGGACAACUCUUGCUGCAUUGGAGACAACCGGGAAGCCGGAAAUAUUUAACACGGAGUUCACAGGGUGCAACCUCAAAGUGUUCCAGUCAAAUGUAAACAACAAAAAGCAUUGUUGGAUUUGACCGUCGACUGUUGACGAAAAAGUGUGAUACCGUGAUACUUCAAUUAUGUUUUAAUCUGAAGUCACGGUAGUCCAGAAAAAAAAUCUAAGUUAUUGAAAGCCCACCAGUGCAACCACCCAAAGUCAGUGGGUGAAUCUCUUGCUGCACGCAAGUCGUAAAUAUCUCACUUGGAGCUUACAGGGUCCAACAUCAAAAGGUUUCAGUCAAACAAAUUUCAAAAAUCUCUUGGUUCCUUCAAGACCACAGUGAAGUCUGAAAAAUCUCACUCGGAGCUUACAGGGUCCAAUGUCCAAACAUUUCGGUCAAACGUAAACCAAAAAAAAAAAAAAAGUUCUCACAAUCGUAGCUGACCUGAUGACAAAACUGACAUCAGGUCAGAAAUCAUUUUGGAAAUGGACUAUAUUGCCAAAAGUAUUCGCUCACCUGCCUUGACUCACAUAUGAUUUUAUAUGCUAUCCCAUUCUAAAGCAAUAUGGUUUAAUAUGAUGUCGGUCUACCCUUUCCAGCUAUAACAGCUUCAACUCUUGUGGGGAGGCUUUCAACAAGGUUUAGGAGUGAGUUUAUAGACAUCUUUGCCCAUUCUUCCAGGAGUAUAUUCGUGAGGUCGCACACAGAUCCACUCAAAAUCAACCCAAAGGUGUUCUAUCAGGUUGAGGACACGACUCUGUCCAGGACAGUCAAGUUCAUCCGUACCAAAUUCUCUCAUCCAUGUCUUUAUGGACCUUGCUUUGUACACGAGUGCACAGCAAUGGUGGAAAAAGGGAGGCGUAAUCUCCAAACAGCUUGGCUGUGCAAAAUCUCUAGGUUUGCUGAAGCAUUCAGAGUUCCUUUCACUGAAGCUCAGGGGCUAAUAUUUAGGACAUUUUCCAUUUGUGGGAACAGUUUGGAGAUGGCCCCUUCUCCUGUUCCAACAUGACUGUGCAUCAGUGCACAAAUCAAGGUUCAUAAGGACAUGGAUGGGAGAGUUUGAUGUGGAUGAACUUGACUGGCCUGCUCAAUCCUGAUCUCAACCCUAUAGAACACUUUUGGAUGAAAAAGGUCAUAAAUUCCCAUAAACACACUGCUAAACCUUGUAAAAAGCCUUUCCAGAAGAGUUUAAGAUAUUAUAACUGCAGAGGGUAGACAGUUGUCGUAUUAAAACCCUGUGGAUGAAGAAUGGGACGUCAAAUUCAUAAAUAAGUCAAGGCGUGUGAGCGAAUACGUUUGGACAUAUAGUAUACAUUUGACAAAUCAUCAGAGGGUAUAGCACGAUACAGGGGCUUCUCAGUUUACGAUGGUCCUGACAUACGUUUUGAGAUGAGAAACGUGGCGCAAUGAGCUAGUUUGCUCAGGGACAUAAGAAUAUGUGGUCGCUCAUAACAAGAACACACGUUUAGCUACUGGCAUACUUAGGUUUUUCAUUUGAUAGUUUUGUAUUUAUGGUCUAAAGGGGUUUUCCGCGAUUGAGAUGACAUGAUUGCUGUAGGAACGAAACUCCUUCAUAAACCCGAGGACAAUCUAAAUAUCUUCGAAAAGUUAGAACCAAUAUGUAGUUUAGUGGAUCUUGGGGGGGAAAUGUGGAAAAGGGGAUACACUGUGAAUACUUUCCAGGUGAAAUGUCGAGUGUUUUCGUGAAUUUGUCCCGAUUUUGCCAGCACGAACCUCUUCCAGCCAUGCACUUUUCCGUGUUGGAAAUUUCCGACUGCCCAACUUUCUGGAAUGCAGCAUUUGCGGCGUAUUCAUGCGCUCUACCAAGUAAGUCGACGUUCCUGAGCGACUGCAGCACUGCGUUUUUAGUUGACGUCAGUCAAUAGUUGACCAUGGCCUCGUCGUGGAACUAUUUAGUAGUACGCCAUCUAAAGUGUAUUUUUUAUAGUAGCUACCUCUGUUUUAUACAAUGACUUUUUGCUGCAUAUAUUAUCUUCGAUCCAGAGUGAACUACCCUUCAAGUCUUACUGCUGAGUCACCAAUAGUUACAAAAUUUUAGGAAUCUUUGAAUUUGGAAAGGUUUCACGUGAAUUAAUUGAAAUGUAGGGUAAUUAAUCCCAUAAGUGUUUUGGUUUUUUUUUCCCCUUUGAUUCCGCCGUGUUGUCAGUUGAACAGGACAAGGUGAAGCAUGCUGAGACGGAGCAUCUAUCCUUCCUCAGAUAACACUUUUCUACUCCCUCAGUGAGAUAUUCACCCAGAAUUCUAUUAGCAAAGUCCCGGGGGAGCGAGCCAGGAGACAAUAAAGCACCAG